CUGUACGAGUCUCCUACAGAAGCAUCACUGAUUCUCAUUUCAUCAUCUGCAACCAUGAACAUGCUGACUGUGUGUGCACUUGUUUGUACCGUAGUGGCUCUGGCUGGAUCUGCUGUUCUUCCAGAGACAAAGGCUGAAAGCAAUGAAAGAGCAAAGACUUACCUGAUCAAGAGGUCCCUCCGAUGUGGUCGUGGUUGGUUUGAGUUCAAUCGUCGUUGUUUCUACUACAUUCCGAAACCUAUGUCUUGGGCUCACGCUGAGAGAAACUGCAUAUCCCUGGGAGGUCACCUUGCAUCGGUUCACAACUUCAUGGAGUACCACGAGCUUCAGAGGCUCAUAUUGACUGUUAGUCAUGACUACAAAGAAACCUGGAUUGGUGGUUCUGAUGCACAGCAGGAGGGCCAUUGGAUUUGGAGUGAUGGCAGCACUUUCCACUAUACCAGCUGGUGUCCUGGAGAGCCCAAUAAUGCAGGAGGUCACCAGCACUGCUUGCAAGUGAAUCAUUCAGGUUCAAAGUGCUGGGAUGAUUUGAGUUGCCACAAUGAGUUGCCUUCUGUCUGUGCCAAGAACAUGUGAUGACUCCUGGACUCAGCAGUGACAUGGAAGGCAUGGCUUUGUGUCAUCAGCAUCAUAUAUCGGCUUUAAUCUCCUUUCUCCUUGAUGAUCGUACUAUUGCUGUAAUGCUACCUAAAGAAUUACGAGACAAGAAUCAGAAACAGAAGGUGGCUCAUGUCUUUAAUAAGAAGAGCCUGAAUGUUGUAUGAAAAGAAUGCUUUUAGCUUUGUUUCCUGGAGAGUGAAAUUAUUUUGCUUGUGUGCAGAAAUAAAAGAUGAAUGCAUUGAAA
Archocentrus centrarchus (flier cichlid) is the source of this 844-nucleotide messenger RNA. Its product is annotated as ladderlectin-like. Lineage: Eukaryota; Metazoa; Chordata; Actinopteri; Cichliformes; Cichlidae. The transcript has 6 exons. The coding region runs from base 55 to 576 and encodes 173 amino acids. The record is from RefSeq and is a predicted model, not a curated record.